AUGUCCUCACCAUUUGGAGGGUUUACAUCAUUCAAUACGAGUACAAGUAAUGGACAAUCUGCAUUUACAUCUAACAAUAACUCAGCAUUUACUAAUAAUCAAUCUACAGCAUUUUCUAAUAAUCAAUCUACAUUUGCAAAUGGAUUCCUACCGAGUGGCAAUUUAAAUCAAAAUUUAAAUGAAAACAAAGAGACAAUAACAUCAAAAAGAACUCCAUUCAAAAAUCAAUCUAAAAGAUUUGGAAAAGCAUAUAUACAUUCUGAUACUGAAAUGAAAAGUUCAUCUCCUACUCCAACACCAUCAUCUAGUAAUAGCAGUAAUGGAAAUCAAUCACAACUUAAUCAACUACAAGUUUUCAAACCGAAAGAUGUUGAAAUUACAGGUCCAUUAUUUUCCAAUCCUCAAGCAUUUGGAUUCAAGAAACAAAACAAAAAUGUUCAACCAAGACCAAUUCCAAAAUAUUAUCUAACUCAACCAAAAUAUUUAGUUACAAAACCAUUUAUACAGAAUGAAUGGGAUAGACAAAAUCAAAUCAAAAUGACUCAAAUGGAAACGAACAAUCAAGGAAAAGAUUAUCAAGGACUUUAUGAAGAUUUUCAAAAAUUGAGAGAAAUUGAAAGAAAAGAAAUGGAGACUUUGGGUUUAGUUGAUGCUGAAAAUACAGCGAAAAAUUUAAAUGAAGCAAUCGCAUUUCAAGGUUCAUGUUUAGAUAUGUGUCCAGUAUUUGAAAGAGUUAGAAGACAAUUAGAAAACAAUGUUAAAAACUUAGAAAAAGAUCCACAAACUAAUAAAAUAUCAGUAUCAAGAGCUGUAAAAGCAUUUUCAAGACCUGCUGCAGGUCAACCACCACCAUUACCAUCAGAAGUUAGACCACCACAUGUUUUAAAAACUACAUUAGACUAUUUAAUAGAUACAAUAGUUGAUAAAUUACCAGAAGCUCAUUCUUUUAUUUGGGAUAGAACAAGAUCCAUUCGACAAGAUUUUACUUAUCAAAAUAGUUUUGGACCAGAAGCUGUUGAUUGUAAUGAACGAAUUGUUAGAAUACAUUUAUUAUCUUUACAUAUAAUGGCUGGUAGUGAUUUAGAAUAUUCUCAACAACAAGAGUUAGAACAAUUCAAUAAGGCAUUGCAAACUUUAAUGGAAAUUUAUCAAGAUGUAAGAAAUAAUGGAGGUACAUCACCAAACGAAGCAGAAUUUAGAGCAUAUCAUUUAUUAAGUCACAUAAGAGACCCGGAAUUAGAAAGACAAAUUCAAAAUUUACCACCUUCUGUUUUCAAUGAUUCCAAAAUUCAAUUAGCAUUAAAAUUAAGAAAAAUAGUAUCACAAAAUAAUUUGGUGGGGAGAGGUUUACAUAAUCUUAUUGGUGCAUUAGAUUUAUAUGUUGAAUUUUUUAAAGUUGUAUAUAGUGAAGAAACUCCAUUGUUAAUGGCAUGUUUAUUAGAAACUCAAUUUAGUGAAAUUAGAUUUUACGCCUUAAAGGCGAUGUCAAGAGCAUUUCAUACAAAAGGUAAAUCAUAUUUUGUCUCAAAUUUGGCAAACGUCUUGGGAUUUGAUUCAGAGACAAAAUUAAUUGAUUUUUUACAAUAUUAUGAAAUUGACAUUAUCAACACAAAUGGAGAAUUGUUGGUUGAUUUAUUUAAUAAGGAUAAAUUGGAAUCUCAAUAUAAAUUGAACUCGUUUACUGAUAAACCAAGACCUUCUCCUGUUUAUUCAACUCAAUUAAAUUCAAAGAUUAAAGGACGAAGUUUGAAGUAUUUCAUAAAUAGUGGGUUACCAAAUUCGGGGUUUAACUUAAAGAAUGAUGAUAGUGUGUUGAUUUCAAAUCAAAAAUUACCAGAAAUACCCAAGAUCCAGUCUUUACCAUCAUCUACAUUUGCAAUUUCCAACAACAACAACGGUGUACAAUCUAAUGAAAUCAAAAUACCCUCAUUUGAACCACCAGUACAACGGCAAGCACAAGCACUACCAGUUCAACAACAACAAAAGCAAUCAUUUUCAUUUGAAUCGGCACCUCAAAAUCCAUUUGGUCAACCCCCAACUAAGUCGACAUCAAUUGAAACACAACCUCAGCCAACAGCAACGCCUUUUCAAUUUGACUCAUCAAAUAAAACUACCACUUUUCCGUCUACUGCAAACAAAAGUCCAGAACCUGAAAUAGACAAUCCUCAAACAAAGCCAAAAAUUGAUUUUUCAUUUAAUAAACCUUCAUCUAUCCCAACAACAAAUUUAUUUUCAACUAAAAAAGUAACUUUUGACUCAACUCCAGAAAUUAAAGAAAUCCCAAACAGAAUUGAUUUACUCAAUAACGAACAACAAGCAACAGCAUUACUGGUAAAACCUAUUUCUUCACCAAUACCGCAACAGAAGAAAUUAAUUGAAAAUCCAAAGUUCCCUAAUGCUGCUCAAAUUGUUAUUGAAUGCAUGCUUAAGAAUGUCAUUGAUGAAGAGUUAAAAGAAUUUUUACCAAGAAUUAUACAUGAUCACAACAUACAAGUUAGAAGAAAUAACGUUAUCAAGUCAUUGACUUCACAAAUUUUUUCGGCUUUUGUUGCUGAAAUAAGUUAUGAAUCAACAUUGGAGUUGAAAGCAGUCCAUGUAUACAAUUCAUCAACCAAGAAAAGAUCAAUGCGUAGUUUAGUGAAAAAAGCAAUACAAUGUAGAACAACCUACCAAGCAAGGACAAAGAAAAGAAAUGAAUUACAAUCAGUGUCAUUUAUGCAGUCAUCAUUGAAAAGAGCAUUAAGUAAAGAUGAUUCAAGAGAUAACUCAUCAAGAAAAAAACAUAGAGGAUCAAUUGAAAAUUUAGAUAUUGGCAAAAAACAAUUAGAACUUAGAAAAUUUUGGGAACCAUUACAUUUGCAAGACUUUGUUAAUACUUGUGCAUCUAAUUUAAAAUUAAAAAUCAACGAUUUAAAUUUAAAUUUGAAAUGGUUAUUAGUGGUUGAAAAUUGGGAUACUGAUUAUUCGAGAUGGCUUAAAUCAAAAUUUAAUUUGAAAUCAAACAUGAAAUUAAUGGUUUAUGAACAAGAUAUGGAGAAUGACAAAAUUAAUUUAGAUCUUACAAGUUUACCAUCAAAUGAUAAAUUAAAUAAAGGAUUUUUCAGUAAAUGUUCGUUUAUAUUAUUAGAAUGUGGAUUAUGUUCUAACUCUGAUUUAUCAAUCAACCAAAAGUUAUCAACUGAUGCAAAAAUUUUGAGAAAAAUAUUAACAAUGAUUGAGAAAUAUUCAUUUUAUAAAGCUCAUAUAAUCAUUUUGUUUUGGGAUAUUAAUCAAUCUGGAUUAUCAAGUCAAGAAGUCACUGACAAAUUAUUUUUACAUCAAUAUGGGUCAUUUAAGAAUUUAAAGAAUUUAAUACUAUGUGAUAUGACUGUGGCACAAGAUCAACUUAAUGAGGUGCUUAAUUCUGCUGUUAAUAAAAUUGCAAUUGACUUUGAUGGGGAAUUGACAAAUAGAGGUUUGAGAAAUGAAAUUAGAUUAAAGACCAAAUUGAAAGUCGAUGAAGAAACUGAAGCACGUCUGAAAAGACAAGAGGAAUGGAAUCACUCGAACAAACUAAAUCAACUAGAACAAAAAAUGAUGAAUCAUGCAAAGACAUUAAAAAAAUAUGAUUAUUUAACUACAUCAUAUACUAAACCUAAACCACCAAAAUUGAAUAAUACAUCAACAACUUUCAACGCAAGUACCAUGGCAAAUAAAUCAUUAGCUAAAAUAAUAGCUUCUCGCGGAGGUGCAAGAUCAAAUUUAAGUUCUAUAAGUUCAUCAAAUUCAACUUUCUUGAAUUCUUCAUCAAUUAUUUCAAAUGGUUCUUUAUUCAACGGAUUUGGAAAAGGUGUUGUUGAAGAAAGUACACCAAUAAAUUCACCUGGUAGACCGUCAUCUAGAGUAUCUUCAAUAUCAUCAAUAUCUCAUUUGCACAAUCAUUUACAAUCUCAUGAUAAACCUAAAAUAUCCAAUGAAGAUAAAUUGAAAAGAUUAAAAGAAUUAGCUGCUGGCAUCAAAUCAAAAUAUCAACAAUCUGGCUUAUCCAAGGAAAAUUAA
Lodderomyces jiufengensis is the source of this 4038-nucleotide messenger RNA. It is a transcript of the gene SAC3, whose product is annotated as Sac3p. Gene Ontology annotation, biological process: mRNA export from nucleus. Gene Ontology annotation, cellular component: nucleus; transcription export complex 2; cytoplasm. Lineage: Eukaryota; Fungi; Ascomycota; Pichiomycetes; Serinales; Debaryomycetaceae. The coding region runs from base 1 to 4038 and encodes 1345 amino acids. The record is from RefSeq and is a predicted model, not a curated record. The transcript has a single exon.